This is a messenger RNA of Molossus molossus (Pallas's mastiff bat), 1122 nucleotides long. RefSeq names its product ATPase H+ transporting accessory protein 1 like (gene ATP6AP1L). NCBI's taxonomy places the organism in Eukaryota, Metazoa, Chordata, Mammalia, Chiroptera, Molossidae. Gene Ontology annotation, cellular component: proton-transporting V-type ATPase complex. The record is from RefSeq and is a predicted model, not a curated record.
AUGUUGUCAGUCACAUGGCAUGAAAAGUACUGCCUCUGCUCUGUUUGCAUUUAUGAAUCAACAGAUGUACUUGCUUUGAAGAAACACACUCAUUUCUUGAUGGGAAGAAAAUUCUUGUUUAGUUUUUCACUUAUUUUUUUAUGUAUGGGAUUGUCACUAACUUUGGACCAGAUAUUUGCCAAGAAGAAUGUAAGCUAUCAAACAUCUUCAAAUAAAGAAGUGGUUGUAAAGAGUGAUCAACAGAAUAAUGGAGAUAUGAAACCAAUCCAGAAUUUCACAAUACCAAUCACACAGGCCCUGUAUCACAAUCCGAGCAGACAAGGGCACUUAGAAAAAGAACCUUGGAAUGCUUUCAGCCACAGUAGCCCAGUUAAUGUCUCCAUGGAUGGAAUCCCCUGCAUUCGCUUUUGGGCCAAAAGGAUAACAAUUAAGUUUAAGAACCAGACCUGGCUGGACCUUACAGAGGAAGCUUUUGGCCAGAAGGCAACAGUGGAUGCUAGCAACUCAAACUGCAGUGAAGAAAGUGCCAAGUUGUCUCUGAAAUUUGAUGAUGCUGAAAAUCCCAAAGGUCUUGAUAUAAGAUUCACCCUUACCCAUUACAACAAGUUUUCCAUGCAGAGCUUUUUUAGUUUGCACCGAGUUGAGGUUAUUUUUAACAAUUCGAUCCAAGCAACUUUUGAUGCCACCGGCGCAUAGGCUCCAUCAAGCUACUCCUACCAGUGCCCUCUCAGCAGCCUGCGGGGGUAUGAUGCCCCCUUGCUGCCCAGCGACAUGGAUGAUGUGUCACAGCUGUGGGAGGUCACUUUUGUUGAUUUCCAGAUCCAAGGCUUUGCCAUCAAUGGAGGACAGUUUGCCAAGGCCCGAGACUGCGCCUCGUCCUUCUCGCCAGCCAUCCCGAUUGGCCUGGCCAUGUCCCUGAUCCUGCUGCUGGUUCUGGCCUACGCCCUGCACAUGCUCAUCUACCUGCGGGAUCUGGACCGGCACUACGACCUCAUCACCUCUCCGGCCCACUUCCCCCAGUUGAAAGCUCGCGAUGCAGCCGAAGAGAAGGAGCUGCUGCGGAGCCCGGGAGUUGAACGCUACGAACUGAGAACCCAGCAGAUCUGCAAAAUGUACGUUUAG